Molecule: messenger RNA, 1095 nt
Organism: Adineta ricciae
Lineage: Eukaryota; Metazoa; Rotifera; Eurotatoria; Adinetida; Adinetidae
Source: the annotation of a GenBank genome assembly
AUGAAUUCAUGUUCGAAUUUAUUUUCACCCAUUCAGAAAUAUUCUUUUUUAAAAUGUCGAUUACAAACGGAAUCUCAAGCAAAAUUCCUCACGCCACCAACUUGGUAUACUGAAGGAACAUCAUGUAAAUCCGAAGAUAAUUACCCAUGUUAUAUCGAUUAUAUGCUUUCGUUGUACUAUCGUGGUUAUGGACAAGUGCGAGAAUUGUUUCUUGAAGAUGUUCAAAUGGGUGAUCCAUCUCUUGUACUUCAAGCGCCUAAUCUGAUCAUAUCCCAAGAGAAUUUAAUGAAGAAUUUCGACCGAGCUCUUCAAUUAUUUGCUAACGAAGGCAUUCGAAAGCGUUUUAUGGUUAUUAACUUUUCAAAAAAUGUUUAUAUCAUCGGUGGAUAUCAAUAUUUUCCCAACAUAUCGCUACGACAAAUACCAAAAUACGAUUAUUUUUAUGAUAGUCAACUUGAUAAGUUAGUUCCUAUGAAGCCAUUACCCGAUGGACGUGUUAGUUUUGCAGUAUGUACCGAUGGACGAUAUAUCAUUUGUGCCGGAGGUCAUACGUACACGAAUGUUGCUUUGAAUUCUGUUUAUAUAUUUGAUACCGAAGAGAAUGUCUGGAUACGUUUACCAGAUCUACCUGCGCCAACUAGUGGUGCUGGUAUUGCGUUUUAUAACAAUAGAAUUCAUUUACUAGGCGGUUUUGAUAUUAUUUUGAAUCGUUCGAUUGUUCAUGGCGAAGUUGUGUUAGAUUUAGCGGAUAAAGAUAAAGGUUGGAUACGUCGAACGGAAAUCGUUCCAGGUCGAGCUCGACCAUUGCUUUUAGUGGUACCGGAUUCUCUAGGUGGUAAUCAAACAGCGAUCUACAGUGCUGGUGGUUAUGAUAUCGAUAAUUCUCAUAAGCCGCAUUCGGUUCCUCGAUUGGAAUCUUACAAUGAACGCUUCGAGCGAUGGGAAUUUAUGGACAGUAUUGACAAUUUACAAUUAGAACACGGUCUAACUUAUACAAGUAAUAAAUUGAAUGUCAUAGCAAAUAAUCAACGGAUACAACAAUAUGAUUUUCGUACGAAAAAAUGGACAAAGACGACGGUAAACAAUCAAGCAUAA